Molecule: messenger RNA, 3393 nt
Organism: Dioszegia hungarica
Lineage: Eukaryota; Fungi; Basidiomycota; Tremellomycetes; Tremellales; Bulleribasidiaceae
Product: armadillo-type protein
Exons: 17
Coding region: 1-3393 (1130 amino acids)
Biological process (GO): nuclear-transcribed mRNA catabolic process, nonsense-mediated decay
Cellular component (GO): cytoplasm; exon-exon junction complex
Molecular function (GO): RNA binding; protein binding
Source: RefSeq, a predicted model, not a curated record
AUGUCGAUAUCCGACUAUGUCGCCAAAUAUCCUCGCCGCUUAAAGCUUCGGGAGACUGUCGAGACGUACUGGCUCGAAGAGCCUAGAAAACCACCGGGAGCCCUCGACUCGUCCCUCAAGAAGCAUACAACCCUGCUGAAUCGCCUUCGAACGCUUCUGCUUGUCGGUCCGGCUGAGCCUAUCAUCAAGGACAUCGAUGGCUUGACGCUUAGCAAGUACCUGGAGGAGAUCGUAGGAGCAGUCGUCGAGGGUGCUAGUAAGGGGAAAGGGGAUCCUGAGGUUGCUGUCGACAUCAUCGCCCACCUGCACACUCGUCUCUCGCCGGACUUCUUACCGCGCUUACUACCGGCCCUGCUGAGCAUUCUCGCUCCUUCAUCGACUGCACCAGCCAACUCGAAGGAUGUAGACAAGGAGAAGGAGAAGGAGGACAAGGAGCGCCUGGGGCGUCAGCGGCCGGUGUUGCGUAUGGUAGCCGAGCUGGCUAUUUCGCAUGCCUGGCCUGAGGGGGUCGUGAAGGGAAUAGGAGAAGUGGCGAAGGUCUUGAAGAACCUGAUGUCGAAUGAUCCUGCCUUCAUCAACCUGCCUCUCCUCGCAACAUUCUUGAAAUACUUUGAGCGGGCAUAUCUGGGCGGUGCGGAGGUCGCUGGGGAUGCGGGGGAUACUUCUGGUGACCUCCCGGCAGGAGUCGACGAGCUCGUCCCCGCGGAGGAGCGAAAAACGAUGCGGUCCCUCUUUGUCAGCUACUUCAACUCGGCGAGCAAGACACUGGUCAAGGGACAAGUCAAACUCCUUGAGCAGGACAAGCGAAAUCACGAAGCCUACAUCAAGUCUGGCGAGAUAUUCGAGGACCGCCAGCAAGCGUACGAGCGGAUGACCAAAGCCGUCGAGCGCCUCACGACUGGCGUCCAGUCGCUCGCGGAUCUGCUCAGUCUCAAGAUGCCCGAUCUGCCCACAUCGGCUACGCUAUCAAAGGGCGGACUGCAGAUCGUCGAGUCGAUCAGCUCGUUCACUGUCCGGGAAGAGGGCCAGGGAGUGGGGAUCUGGGAUGACGAGGAGGAGAAGCGGUUCUACGAGGAUCUGAUCGAUCUGAAGGAGGUGGUCCCGAACGGGUUGUUGGGGAUCAAGGAGAAAAAGGAUACUGCUGCAGGGGAGGCCGGAGCAGGCAAGGGGGAAGCGGAAGGAGAAGAGGCGCUGGAGAGGCAGAAGCAGGAAGAGGAGGAUAUCCAGCGACAACUCGAUCAGAUGAUGCUCGAUCCGGCGCCGGAUUCGACUGCUCCCCCGCCGGUAGAAGAGCCGGAAGCCGUCAGCAUGUCGAGAUCUGCUUCAAAGACCUCUGCAAAAGCACCAGGCUCGCCCCUUAUCCCAACAAACGCGCUGCCGGAGGACGAGGACGGACCGCCAGCAGACAGCGGAAUAGUCGGCGAGGACGAGGGAUUGCAGCCUGGUCCGGCUGCUCGGCUCACUGCGCUCUUCGCGGCGUUGCCGGAGGCGGUCAACAGAGAAAUUAUCGACAAGCUGGCGGUGGAAUUUGCUUUCUUGAACUCCAAGGCGGCGAGGAAACGGUUGAUCAAAUUCCUCUCUGCUGUACCGAAGAACCGGACGGACUUGUUACCGCACUACGCAAGGUUCAUCGCCACGCUGGAUCGGUGUAUGCCCGAUGUUGGGACGGGUGUCAUCGAAGUGCUGGAGGAAGAACUCCGAUACUUGCAACGGAAGAAGCGCGUCCGCGAGCUCGACAGCUUACGCCUGAAGAAUGUACGCUUUUACGGUGAACUGGCCAAGUUUAAGGUCGCCCGCCCAUAUGCCAUCCUCCAUGUCCUUAAGGUGUUCCUGGACGACUUCAAGCCGAAUAUCGAAAAUAUGUCGAAUUUGCUCGAGACGUGCGGAAGGUUCUUGCUGCGGAAUGAAGGUACCGCUGCGACAGCCAAGAGUAUGGUGGAGCUGAUGAGGCGCAAACAGGCGAGUCAGCAUUUGGAGCACAAGGAGCAUGUCAUGCUGGAGAAUGCAUUCUACCAGUGUAACCCUCCAGAGCGGGUCACGAGGGAGGUGGUCGAGCUCCCGCCUAUGCAGGGGUUCAUUCAGCAUCUUUUGCAUGAUGUGCUCAUCAAGCGGACCCUGGAUAAGGUUUUGAGGCUGUUGAGGAAGCUGCACUGGGAGGAUGCAGAGAUAUAUGACUACAUCCUCAAAUCUUUCACCGAGAUUUGGGAGAUCAAGUUCGGCAAUAUCCCCUUCCUGGCUGCCCUGGUAUACGAUCUCCAGCGCUAUCAUCCCGAAUUCAGCAUCGCGGUAGUCGACCAGCUCAUGGAGGAUAUCCGUAUCGGUAUGGAGGAAAAUAUCUUCAAGCACAAUCAACGGCGUAUCUCUACCCUCAAAUACCUCGGCGAACUCUACAUGUACCGCGUCGUCAACGCCUCGAUUAUUUUCGAGACGCUCUGGUCGCUCAUUUCGUUUGGACAUACCGAGGGUCUACCUGUCCCAGGUCGUGACAGCCCGAUCGACGCGGUGGACGACUUCUUCCGGAUCAGGCUGGUCUGCACGUUACUCGAUACGUGUGGGAUAUGCUUUGAUCGGGGGUCGCAGAAGCGGAAGCUGGAUCAUUUCUUGACUGUUUUCCAGCUGUAUGUGACGUGUAAGAAGGAAAUUCCGAUGGAUGUCGAGUUCAUGCUCAACGAUACGCUUGAUGCUAUGCGCCCCAAGACCGCCCACCUGCGCACGUUUGCUGAAGCGGCGGCUGCGGUGGAUGUCCUCCUCGCCGAGCAGAAUGGGCGGGUAUGGGAGAGCGACUCGGAGGAUGGCGGUGAUGAAGAAGGGGAGCGAGGCGGCGCAGAUCGGGAAGAUGGGGAUGAAGAGGUCUUGAAUACUGCUGCCCCCGACGAGCAGGAGGGAGAUGAAGACGACGACGCCGAGGAUGUAGUGGUCAUUCGCGAGCGCUCCACCCAGCACGACGAAGUCAACGAAGAAGCCCAGUCUGACUUUGAUCGCGAGUUUGCGAGGAUGCUGGCGGAUACGACAGAUACAAGGCGAGGGGAGCGGAAAGCGGCACCACCGAUCUUCGAUACGGCUGUGCCGCAUAUCCGAAGGCAGGCUGAGGGUGCUACUGCGCCUGGAGUAGCGGCUAGCGGUAAAGCUGGACCGGCGGCGGUUGAGCAAGAGCGGAUGCAGUUCAGCCUUUUGUCAAAGAAGGGGAACAAGCAGCAGAUCCGCGAGAUUGCCAUUCCCGUCGACUCUGCUAUCGCUGUCAACUCCCGUACACACCAGCUCCAAAACAAGGCGGAGCAGGAACAGCUCAAGCGGCUGGUGCUGCAGAACGAGCGCAGGCAGGGGCAGUCUGACAAGGAUAAGCUCGAGCAGGAUAUGCGCGCACGCGGGAUCCGCCUCAGAUUCACCGGCUAG